Aureobasidium subglaciale EXF-2481 is the source of this 774-nucleotide messenger RNA. RefSeq lists its product as uncharacterized. Gene Ontology annotation, cellular component: cytoplasm. The transcript is spliced from 2 exons. Lineage: Eukaryota; Fungi; Ascomycota; Dothideomycetes; Dothideales; Saccotheciaceae. The coding region runs from base 1 to 774 and encodes 257 amino acids. The record is from RefSeq and is a predicted model, not a curated record.
AUGGAUGAACAAGUAGAUAGACUGGUCAAGAAGACAUGGACAAAGUUUCAAAAAGUCCCUAGGUCGAAGAGACUGAUGAUUGCCGUGUCUGGCAUUCCUGGUUCAGGCAAGACGACUCUCGCAUCCGUUGUCGCAAACCGAUUGAAUGAGCUUCACCACGAACAAACGCCUGCUCUCGCACAGAAUGACGAGCUCGCUGCUUUCAUCCCAAUGGACGGCUACCACCUAUCGCGAGCGCAACUAGAUGCCAUGCCCGAUCCAAACACAGCUCACGCAAGACGAGGCGCUGCCUUCACCUUUGACGCGGCUGCUUUUUUGGAUCUCGUCAAGAACCUCCGCAAGCCAAUCUCGCCAGAAUCGAGAACUUUGUACGCACCAUCUUUUGACCACGCUCAGAAAGACCCUGUCAACGACGAUAUCCCCAUCCAUCCGGAAGCGCGCAUCUUGAUCUUCGAAGGCAACUAUCUCAGUUUGGGUACGGGUGCGCCCGAAUGGAAAGAAGCAGCGGAGCUCAUGGAUGAGUUGUGGUUCGUCGAGGUGGAGGAGCAUGUCGCAAGAGAACGAUUGGUGAAGCGUCACGUCGAAGCCGGCGUUGCCAAAGAUGAGGAAGAAGCGCGCAAAAGAGCAGACGAGAAUGAUCUCGUCAAUGGUCGCGAGAUUGUACAACACAGACUCAAUGUGCACGAAGUGAUCAAGUCAAAGCACGACGGCAGCUGGAAGCCAGAGAAUCAAGGCAUGGAUGUCGCAGACGUGAGCAAAGAACAAAAGGCAUAG